Molecule: messenger RNA, 2514 nt
Organism: Rotaria sordida
Lineage: Eukaryota; Metazoa; Rotifera; Eurotatoria; Philodinida; Philodinidae
Source: the annotation of a GenBank genome assembly
AUGACAACUAUAGGAAAAAAACGAUAUUAUCCAAUAAGUAAUGAAUCUGAUGAUAAUGAUAAUAAAGAUAUUUCAAAUUUAAAUUUUCAAUCAUUAAAUAAACAUCAUAGUUCAACUACAAUUGAUUUUCUAUCUCCUCGUUUGAUUGUUAGUGAACGGCAACAAUUAGCUAUACUUAAACAAUUAACAGCUAGUAAUGAUAAAUCAAAUAUUGUUCUACAAUCAUCAUCUUCAAUAAUUUCACAACAACAUUCAACAAAAAUUCAUCGACGUAAUGAACAUGGUGAAACUAUUCUUCAUAUAGCUGCAAGAAAAGGAGAUUUAAAACAAUUAAAAAAAGAAUUAAAAGAUGGUGCAAAUGUUAAUGAAGAAGAUAAUGCUGGAUGGACACCAUUACAUGAAGCAGUAACUAAAAAUAAAUUCAAAGCUGCUCAUUUUCUAUUAAAAUCUGGUGCUAAUUCUAAUGCAUUUGGACCUGAAGGACAAACACCACUUAUCGAUGCUGUUCUUAACAAUAAUAUUAAAAUGGUCGGAUUAUUAUUAAACUAUUCAGCUGAUCCAUCUAUCAUUGAUUUAACGCAUGUAAAUGAACCAAUAUUAAAAAAUAUAUUAAAAGGAGAAAUACCAACGUUAGAUUCAUUAGAAAAUGAAAAUGAUGAUGAAUCGAUAAGUCGUUCAUCAUCAAUAUCAAGUAGUGAUGAAUCAGAACAUGAUAUAGAAAAGAUUGAUAAACAUUCAUCAAAUAAUAAAAUUUCUACAAUAGAUAAAAAUUUAUCUAGAAAAACUUCAUAUGAUUUUGAAAGUGAUGAUAAUAAUGAAACAAUAAAAAAUCAUAAACAACAAUCAAAUAGUGCUUCAAUAUCUGAUGAUGAACAUAUACAUCAUAUAUCACCAUUUCAAAUUAUUUCAACUCGAAUUGAAUUACAAAACAUUACAGAUACUGAAAGUAUUAUUUUAUCUAAUAUGAAUAGUAAUUCUACAAUGGAAACUUCAACAUUAUCAAUAAUAAGACAAAAUGAAAAAUUCUUAUCAACAAUAAUUGCAUCUCCCGAGUUCAACGACAAGGUGAUAAAUCUUGAUGAAGAACAAGAAAAAAACGACAAAAAACAAGAAGAAAAUAAUCUUUCGUUAACUGAUAAAUAUAGUUCUUCUCUAGGAAGUCUCGACUAUGAAAAAUUACAAUCAUUACAAACGACUAUUUCUACAAUAGUUGAUAAUCUUAUAACACAAAUUGAUUCUAAUAUAAAUAUGCAUACAAAUACAUCUAAAAAACAAGAAUUAAUAAAGAAAGAAAAACAAAAUGAUUUAAAACAAACAAAACGUACAUUACGUUCACAUGCACGAGAAAAAUUAAAUUUAUCAAUAUCAUAUCAAACUUCAAAUCAUAAUCAACGUAUAUCAAAUCGACGACGAGCUUCAGAAAAAAAUAUAUCUUUUGUUACAAAUGAAAAAUUUCAACGAAAAAAAACUAUAUCUGAACGUUUAAAUAAUCAAAUAAUUGAACAUAAUCAUAAUCAUAAUAUAAUAAAUGAAGAUAUAAAUAUUAAUGGUAAUGAUGGAAAUUCUUCAAAUAAAAUAACAAUAAAUAUUAAACAAAUACAUAAUCAUUCAGAUAUUGAUUCAUUACCACCAAAUAAACGUCGAUUACGUGAACGAAAUACUGCUAUAUUAAAUUCUCCAGAUACAUCUACAACAAUAAAUUCUUCUUCAACAGAAGAAAAUAUUCCAAUAGAAUCAACAACACGAAAUAUGCCAAUAAAUUGUAUCAAAAAAUUUCUUGAAAUUCGCCAACAGAUUGAAAAACGACAUGAAACAAUGUUACAUGAUUUUGUUCAACCAAAAGUUCCAAAAGAUUUUGCUGAAACAUUAAUGGCAAAAAAAAAUUAUUUAAUAGCUCCAUCAUAUAAAUCAUUUUCAAUAACAACACCAGCAUCACUUGGUAUUAAACGUCUUAAUCCACCAUUGGAUCUUGAUUCACAUUUAUCUGAUGUAUUUUCUCGACAAGAAGAUGAACGAUAUAGAAUGAAAUUAAGACAUCAAGUCGAACGAGAUAAAUUAAUUUUAUCUCAUGAACAAGAAAUUUUACGUUUAUAUGGAAAUGCUACACGUCUAUCAAUACAUCAAGAUAUACCAUUAAGUUAUUGUUCAUUACUUAAAGAUAAUGAAGUUUAUAAUAAUCCAAUAAUACAAGAACGUACAUCAUCAUUUAUUAAUAAUGAUUAUACAAAUACAGAAUUAGGUAAACGUGGUAAAAAUCGUUGGAAUGGACGUUCAUUUAUUAAAUGGCUUGAAGAUUCAAAUCUUAAAUAUAAACGUCUUAGUUGUGAAAUUAAUCAACGACAACAUCUUGAAGCCAAUACACUUUAUUCUAUGCAACGUAUGGUUUGGUUAAAACAUUUACCAAAAGAAACAUCAUCAUCAGGACGAAUACAUACUCUUUUAUCUGAACAUUAUUUACCUAAAGUUGAAAUUAAUAAUAACUUUUGGACACAAUGGGAAAUAAAUCCAAUUUAG